This is a messenger RNA of Striga hermonthica, 978 nucleotides long. NCBI's taxonomy places the organism in Eukaryota, Viridiplantae, Streptophyta, Magnoliopsida, Lamiales, Orobanchaceae. The record is from the annotation of a GenBank genome assembly.
UCCAUUGAUUCAGGAGUUCGCCCGGAUGCAGCUUCAGGCAGUCGACGCACUUCCCACAGCUCUCUCGGGAAGUGUCAGUGCCAGCAUCAGUGCUAUGCAGCUUCAGCCAACGUGAGAGAGAGAAUCCGGCGGGAACAGGCUUCUGACGAGUUCGUACGAGUCAUGGAGGCCAAAGUCUGCGCCGGAGGCGUCGAGGGUUUUCAGUUAGGUUCAGAUGGUGCCUUAGGGUUCAGAGGCAGGAUCGUGGUCCCGAAAGUCGAGGCGUUGCGGAAGGAGAUAUUAUCAGAGGCUCAUACCGCACCCUACUUACCCCAUCCCGGGAGCACGAAGAUGUAUCAUGACCUAGAAGGGUCGUUCUGGUGGCGCGGAAUAAAGAAGGACGUCGCUGAGUUCGUCAGGAGAUGUUUUACCUGUCAGCAAGUCAAAGUCGAACAUCAGAGUCUGAUCGGCCUCCUGCAACCACUUCUGAUUCCGAGGUGGAAGUGGGAGGCAGUCACGAUGGAUUUUGUUACGGGAUUACCGAGGUCGUCUGAACAUCACGACGCUAUUUGGGUCGUGGUCGACAGAUUGACUAAGGUCGCUAAUUUCUUACCCGUUUCGAUGAAGAUGUCUUUGGAUAAGUUGGCUGAGAUAUAUACACGUGGGAUCAUUCGACUCCAUGGAGUGAUCAUUACUAUCGUAUCAGACAGAGAUCCUAGAUUCGUCAGUAGAUUCUGGCACAGUUUACACGAGGCGAUGGGCACGAAGCUAGAGUUCAGUUCAGCCUACCAUCUGAAGACAGAUGGUCAGUCCGAGAGGACCAUUCAGACACUUGAGGAUAUGCUUCGCGCUUUGGUUGUUGACAGCGGUGCUAAGUGGGAGUCGUUGUUGCCGUAUGCUGAGUUCGCGUACAACAACAACUAUCAUUCUUUUAUUCAGAUGGCUCCUUACGAGGUACUUUACGGUCGCAAGUGUCGUUCUCCUCUUUAUUGGGAUGAC